Salvelinus fontinalis (brook trout) is the source of this 2400-nucleotide messenger RNA. Its product is annotated as protein FAM83C-like. The record is from RefSeq and is a predicted model, not a curated record. The transcript has 6 exons. Gene Ontology annotation, biological process: epidermal growth factor receptor signaling pathway. Bases 1 to 2400 code for a protein of 799 amino acids. Lineage: Eukaryota; Metazoa; Chordata; Actinopteri; Salmoniformes; Salmonidae.
AUGGCAAGAGCCUUGUACAGCUUCACUAUGAACCUGCAAAGCAACGGCCUGUCUGUUCAGUGGUACCUGAAGUCCAAGCCGGUGGGAAAGGUGAGGCGGCGUGUACAGGAGAUGAAAAACCCAUCUGUCUCCCUGGUGUCGGGUGACGUUGACCUCAGCCACAACGAGAGCACCAGAUUGGCCAUGGAUGCCUUGCUGAACCAGGGAUUGGACAUGUACCAGGAAGUACUGGCCGGAGAGGGCGAGGUGGACUUCCUGUCCAAGGAGGAGAAAGGUUAUAUCCUGGAGAACACUACAGACCUGAGCACCAGCAGUCUGUGUGGGACGGAGAACGACAACCAGGCAGAGGGCUCCACCACCUCUUCCCAGACAAACACCUGUUGUCCAUCCGUGUCUGAGAGCGAGCCCCCCGGCUUGGACCACGGCUGGCCGGCAGAGGACUGGAGCUACCGCCUGCAGGGUGAACCCAGUGUAGAGGUCUACUUCCAGUCUGAUAGAGCAGCCAGCAUGAAAGACCUGCUCAGAGAGUUCAUCAGCAAGGCCACAAUGGUUCUAGCCAUUGUAAUGGACACAUUCAGUGAUGUGGAGAUGUUCUGUGACAUCCUGGAGGCAACCAGGAAGAGGAACGUGUCCGUCUACCUGCUCCUGGACCAUAUCAACCUGCAGGUCUUUGUCAAGAUGUGUGAGACGCUACAGAUCAACAGUAAUCAUCUCACUAAAAUGUCGGUCCGUAGUAUACAAGGAGAGACGUAUUGUGCAAAGUCUGGAAGGAAACUCACUGGACAGAUCAAAGAGAAGUUCAUGAUCAUUGACUGCACUUUGGUGCUGGCUGGAUCAUACAGUUUCACCUGGCUGUCCUGGCAGGUCCACAGAAGCCUGGCUGUGCUCUUCAAGGGCAGCGCGGUCAAGCCUUUCGACCUGGAGUUUAGGAAGCUCUAUGCCAGCUCCAAGCCUGUGCCAGGCUUCCUCACAACGGCAACGGAAUUCAACCUUACCAGGCCGCUUAUUACCCAUCAAGCAGCAGCCACCUCAACCCCACUGACAAACCUUCCUUGCCCCAGUCCUGGUACCACAACCCAGAACAGAUACUUCAACAACCAGGCUAUGGUUCAACCAACCACCACAGUUGUGCCCAGAUUCAACACUGAAUCUACUGUUCAACCAACCACCACAGCCCAGCUCAGAUACUCUAGCCAAAACACAACGGUUCAGCCAACUACAACCACCCAGCAGACACACCCCAACACUCCGCCAACAGCACCCCCAACCUCCCAGCAGAGACACCCCAACACUCAGCCAACAGCACCAACAACCUCCCAGCAGAGACACCCCAACACUGAGCCAACAGCACCCCCGACCUCCCAGCAGAGACACCCCAACACUCCGCCAACAGCACCACCAACCUCCCAGCAGAGACACCCCAACACUGAGCCAACAGCACCACCGACCUCCCAGCAGAGACACCCCAACACUCAGCCACCAACCUCCCAGCAGAGACACCCCAACACUCAGCCAACAGCACCACCAACCUCCCAGCAGAGACACCCCAACACUCCGCCAACAGCACCACCAACCUCCCAGCAGAGACACCCCAACACUCAGCCAACAGCACCACUAACCUCCCAGCAGAGACACCCCAACACUCAGCCAACAGCACCAACAACCUCCCAGCAGAGACACCCCAACACUCAGCCAACAGAACCACCGACCUCCCAGCAGAGACACCCCAACACUCAGCCAACAGCACCAACAAACUCCCAGCAGAGACACCCCAACACUCAGCCAACAGCACCACUAACCUCCCAGCAGAGACACCCCAACACUCAGCCAACAGCACCAACAACCUCCCAGCAGAGACACCCCAACACUCAGCCAAGAGAACCACCGACCUCCCAGCAGAGACACCCCAACACUCAGCCAACAGCACCAACAACCUCCCAGCAGACACACCCCAACACUCCGCCAACAGCACCACCAACCUCCCAGCAGAGACACCCCAACACUGAGCCAACAACCUCCCAGCAGAGACACCCCAACACUCCGCCAACAGCACCACCAACCUCCCAGCAGAGACACCCCAACACUCAGCCAACAGCACCACCGACCUCCCAGCAGAGACACCCCAACACUCCGCCAACAGCACCACCGACCUCCCAGUGCUUGGUGAAUCAGUCUUACUACACAGGUCCCCGGAGCCACAGGUUUGACUGGAUCACACAGAGACACACUGCAACCAGGCCCGUCAUGUUCCAGAGAACCUUCUCCAGUGAUUAUAGUACUGGAGACCACCUGACCUGGCGACCCUUUAAAAGCAAUUACCUUCUUUAUGGAGGGACAACCGGCUUGUUGGACAGACACCCACUUCUCAAGACUGGCCAGUGGUUUACUGUUCCUAAAUAA